Molecule: messenger RNA, 879 nt
Organism: Cebus imitator (Panamanian white-faced capuchin)
Lineage: Eukaryota; Metazoa; Chordata; Mammalia; Primates; Cebidae
Product: ribosome biogenesis protein BMS1 homolog
Exons: 2
Coding region: 65-508 (147 amino acids)
Source: RefSeq, a predicted model, not a curated record
GGUGGGGUCCACCCAUGAGCUGGUCCAGAAUCUCGUCUCCAUCCAUUCCAUCAUUGAUGCCAAGAUGGCUUCAAGUCGAGUGAUGCUGUUUUCUGAUUCCAAGCCACUUGAGUCAGAGGAUAUAGAUAAUCAAGGGCUGUUGUUGCCAAAGGAAGACAAACAAAUGGACCUGAAAACUGAUCGAAUGCGUCAGAAAGCCAUUUUUGCAGAUGAAGAUGGAUCUGGAGAUAGUGAUGAUGAAGAAGAUGAUGAAAUGUCUGCAGAUGACAGAUUGGAAAAUGGCUCUAGUGAUGAGGAAGAAGGAGAGGAGGAAAAUGAUGAGAUGGCUGAUCAGUAUGUGACUGCUAAGGGCAUCAAACGAGGGAAACUUGAGGAGUUGGAAGAAGACAGUGAAGUAUACUUGCCAGCAUUUGCUGACAGUGAUAAUGACCUUGAGAGGAGCUCACUAGGAGAAGGGGAAGUGGAGGAAGCUGAUGAAAGCAGUGAGGAAGAGGACUGCAUUGUAUGAGAGAGGGGCAUUUCAGGAUCAAAGGCUGUUGGAGAAGGUAGUAAAGCAGAGCUGUCACUAGCUAAUCCCCGGAGCAACCCUGUGAAUCUGGAGAAGUCUUUGCUGAUGAAGAAAGCAGCCCUUGCCACUUCUGAUUCUGGGCAUUGCAUAGCUGAAGAGGCAUUUGCUUCUGAAGACGAAUCUGAAGAAAGCUCCUCACUCAGUGCAGAAGAAGAGGACUCAGAAAAUGAAGACGCUUUUAUGAAAAAGCUUUCAAAGCCUUCUUAGGUGGGCAGUGGUCAGAAACUGGGUUCAAAAAACUUAAUUGAUGAGACCAGCUAUAUAGAAGAUUUAGUCAAAGAGGAAGAAGAUUUCAAUGAAGAGCAGAAUGA